CAGGUUUGACUAUUCAUAUGAAUAGCAUUAAACACAACACACACUCCAUCUGUUGGGUUAGACUUCACUGCAACACAUGUUUGACUUUUAAACACAAAUAACAUGUCUUUUGUUUGUUUUUAACCAUUGGAUCAAUUGAUGGACACAAUCAAUGACAACGAGACCAACGACGACCACAAGACUAUAACGUUUAGUGAAUUAAGGGAUUCACUGAUUGGUCCAAACCGUAUAAGAAGUAAUAAUAUGUUAAUACCGGUGACAUUGGGUGGACAGACAUUGAAGACGAGGGAUGAGCUAAUGAUCGAGAGGACAGUCGAGAGCUGUACUUUCAAGACUGGUCUGAGUUGUGUUGUUCAUAAUCCCUUAGAUUAUCCGUCUGUUAAUCUCUACUCGGAUUAUAAGAUAAGCAUUUUAAAAGUGUUGAUCACAUUUCAUCUUAAGAGUCAAUGGAAGAAUAGUACGAUGGCUGGAAGUGUCACCGUAGGACUCAUUGGAUUAAGAGCCGGAGUCAAAGGUGUGGUAUUAGGCGCCACCGGUUUUGUCGCAUUUUCCACUAUUAUUGACAAAUCUAUACUAUUAUAUAAUUUGUUGAAUGUUUGUAUCAAAUUUGUGUGACGCAAACAAUUCAAUUUAAUGUGU
This is a messenger RNA of Oppia nitens, 639 nucleotides long. RefSeq names its product mitochondrial import inner membrane translocase subunit Tim22-like. Lineage: Eukaryota; Metazoa; Arthropoda; Arachnida; Sarcoptiformes; Oppiidae. The coding region runs from base 139 to 615 and encodes 158 amino acids. The transcript is spliced from 3 exons. The record is from RefSeq and is a predicted model, not a curated record.